Molecule: messenger RNA, 1546 nt
Organism: Geodia barretti
Lineage: Eukaryota; Metazoa; Porifera; Demospongiae; Tetractinellida; Geodiidae
Source: the annotation of a GenBank genome assembly
UACAUCAUCAUGCACCACCUGAACAAGAUGCUGAAAGAAGGUAGAAGGGGAAAAAUUGCAUUUUUGACUCCAACGCGACAACUAACAUUCCAACAGAAGACAAAGCUUCAAGAAUACAUCCCUGGCAUGAGAGUGGUUGAAAUUACAGGGGCAAUUUGUCGACCAAUGCAUCCACUAGUUCAGGGCGAUGAAGUUGAUGUGAUUGUGUGCACGGCUGGAAAGCUACGGAGAGAGCUCAAAACAAAAGCCAUCGAAAUUACCGAUUUUUCCCUCAUUGUUGCUGACGAAUGCCAUCAUGCUGGGCCGCCCCUCCAAUUACAGUGACAUCAUGGAAUUUUACAUCAGGUCUAAGCUUGCAAAGCCAGCAUCCACCUUGCCCCCAAACCUUCGUGGCACACUGCUUCCUCAAAUUGUCGGGUUGACAGCUUCUCCUGGCGCAGGGAGAGGGAAAUCUAACAUUUUCACCGUCAUAGAACACCAGCUCUCCCUAUGUGCAAGUAUGGAUGCCACAUCUGGUAUUGUUACCGUUCAAAGAAAUGCUGCUGAGCUUGAAAAAUAUCGAAAUUCUCCAAGGAAAUAUCUUGAAGUUGGCGAUGAGCGAAGUCCAAAUGAUCCGUUCAUUCUGCAUGUCUGCUCAGCUAUGGAAACACUCGAGCAUUACAUAGGCAACAAUCCUUGCCUUGCAAGGGGCUCAUCAGGAUACGACACAUGCCUACAAAACGAGAAAGAAGCAGCAGAGAACAGGGAGGAAGAUGAAAGAAAAAGGAUUUCAGUUCUCGAUAGACUGAGUGUCUACUCCCAAUGCCUCAUGACCUACAGUGAUUUCCGACAUGAAGAUGCAGUGUCAGUGCUUGAAGAAGUCGAGGAAUUCAGAGAUCAAACAGAUUUUGAACGUUUCCUCUUCGGCGUUCACACAGACUUGAUGGAAAAACUGUCUCGUUUACCCAAGACACCAAACCCAUUACUGGAGCACAUGGAAACCAUUCUCCGUGAUCAGUUUGCUAGGUGUCCUCAAUCAAAAGGAAUCUUCUUUGUUCGAUCAAUCAAACACACGAGAUACGUCACAAAUUGGAUCAAGAGCUCACCGACUCUCUCCCCCACUAUCCAAGCUACUCACAUCACUGGCUACAACCGUGCAGGAGGAAUGGAAAAAUCUGAGCAGCUUCGAGUUCUAGAGGGGUUCCGCCAAGGCAAAUACAAUCUCCUGGCUUCUACCUCAGUUCUGGAGGAAGGACUAGACGUUCCAGAGUGUAACUUUGUCAUCCGCUAUCAGAAUGUGUCCAACGAGAUUGCUCAGGUUCAGGCAAAGGGAAGGGCAAGGGCACAGGAUAGCAGAAUAUACACCGUAGUCUCCACCAACUCAAACAAGGACUACCGGUACCUGGUCGCGGAAGAAAAGCAGCGUCUGGUUGAAGCUUCUCUCACCAAGCUGAAAGAUCAGCCAUUAAAAGAUGUUAUUCCUUCAAAGCAGAAGUCUUUCAUUCAAGAGAGAGAUCGUAAAGCACACCUACUGCAGUCCCUCAGGAGCAAGUGGUCAGACACAGAU